AUGUUGUCUGCAAUAUCUUCACCGAAAAUUUGUAUUUCUACUGUAUCUUAUCCAAAAAUUGGAACCCCAUGUCUUCCUCGAGGGCAGUUGGCUUCAACUAGGCUUCGCGCAUUGGCUUCAUUACCAGAACCAAAUGCGGAUAAAAUUGAGUACACUCCAUGGCUGAUUGUUGGCUUGGGGAAUCCAGGAAACAAGUACCAUGGAACCCGGCACAAUGUUGGGUUUGAAAUGAUUGACCGCGUCUCUCAAGCAGAAGGCAUUUUGAUGAAUACCAUACAGUCAAAAGCAUUGAUUGGGAUAGGUUCCAUUGGAGAGGUGCCAGUAUUGUUGGCCAAACCUCAAACAUAUGUGAAUUUUAACGGAGAAUCAGUUGGGCCACUUGCUGCAUAUUAUCAAGUACCCUUGCGUCACAUCCUCCUGAUGUAUGAUGAGAUAAGCUUACCAAAUGGUGUUUUGAGGCUUCAACCUAAAGGUGGACAUGGACAUCACAACGGAGUGAAGAGUGUCAUGGAGCACUUAGACGGUCGACGUGAAUUUCCACGCUUUUGCAUAGGCAUUGGGAAUCCACCUGGUACCAUGGACAUGAAGGCUUUUCUUCUUCAGAAAUUCAGUGCCAAAGAGAGAGAACGGGUGGAUGCUGCUAUGGAACAAGCAGUCGAGGCUGUGAGAACGCUUGUAUUAGAAGGAUUUAGCAGUAGAAUUACUAGGUUUAAUCUUGGGCAGAAGUACAAGUACAACAAAGUUUGA
This is a messenger RNA of Fraxinus pennsylvanica, 747 nucleotides long. The record is from the annotation of a GenBank genome assembly. NCBI's taxonomy places the organism in Eukaryota, Viridiplantae, Streptophyta, Magnoliopsida, Lamiales, Oleaceae.